AUGCGCAGCCACAAGUUGACCGGUCAGCGUCUUGUGCUUGAGGGCGUCACAGGCAAGCAAUUCCCCAUCGGGACAAAGGACUAUCCUGACUGGCAAUACCAAUAUGCCACAACGACCCACGGUCUCGACCAUGACAUGGAGCCAGGCUUGAUCAUCCAGCCAAAGAACAAGAAAGAUAUUCAGCUCGCAGUCCUCUUCGCGAAGGAACAGAACAAGGCCAUUGCCAUCCGUACUGGUGGCCACCAGUACAGCGGCGCCUCAUCGACCGGCAAAUCCAACAUCCUGCUGGACCUCCGCGACACGUUCAAGGCGUCUGAUGACCUAGCAUACUUUGAGAAGGACGAUAAGAGCUACGUCCACGCCAGUGUGAGCUGGAGCCUUGGCGCGUUCAACGCGUUCCUUGGAAAGCAUAAGGCUUUCGUGCCCCAUGGACAGUGCACAGCCGUACAUGUGGGCGGCCAUGUGCAGACGGGUGGCUAUGGCCAACUAGGCCGUAGCUUCGGCCUGUUUGGGGACCACAUCCGCUCUCUGGAGAUCAUCGACCAUGCCGGUGAGGAGAAGGAGAUCACGCGCGCCGGCGACCCCGAGCUCUUCUACGCCUGGCUGGGAGGUAGCCCGGGCAAUCUGGGCGUGCUGACGCACUUCACCGUCGAGGUCCACCGCGAUGCCGACUACAAGGGCUCCAUGGGUGUGAGAGUGUUGCAUCUCUACGACGAAGACAAACUCAAGUCCCUCUUGCAGGUACUGGCGGAGAUGAAUGACGACGAAGAGUUCCCACGGAACUACGACCUGUGCAUCAGCGUUCUCAGCGCGUCAUUCGAUAUCCUGGGCUUGAUGGGCGGGUUGGAUAAUAAGAUGGAGGAGGAACACCCCGAGAUAUUCGGGGAGGACGGAAAUCCGGCCUGGCCGCGCAUGAUCGUCGUGUAUGCCCAAUAUGUCCCCUUCAGUAAGGACGACAAACCCGAUAUGACCUUUUUCGACCGGGUGCGCACCGGUUGUUGGUUCCAGAGCGGCGUCAAAGAGAAGCCCAUGUCCGAGUUGACGGCCCAGUGGAUUUUCCGGAAUACAAGGGAAUUUGAUCUUCCAUAUGUCAAGAGAACGUACCUGACGACGUCAACGGAGCUAAGCACCAAUGGUUGGGUGGACUGGGUGGCUGGCAGGAUGGACGAAAUUGUUCGGCCUGUUGGGAAUGGGCAGUGGCUUUCGGCUCAGCUGCAGUGUUUUGGUGGGAAGCACUCGCGGUUUAGGACGAAUGCUGAUAAUGGAACGUCUUUUAGUUGGCGGGACUCAACAUUGUGCUUCACUAUCGACUCGUUCCACAAGCCGUCAAAGAAGGAUGACGCGGAGCAAUGGGCACAGACAAAUGACGUGCAGGGUAUCGGACCCGACGGCAUCUUCAGCAAGCAAGAUCGCCGCGUGCUAUGGGGCUCAUAUGGAAGUUUUGACCUCGACGCCUCCUGGCAGUUCUACUACGAUGACCGGGCCAAGUACGAAAGGCUGAUGGAGGCUAGGAAGAUUGCUGACCCGGACGGGACUUUUACCCCCAACACGUUCUCUGUCAAGCGCGCAGACUGA
This is a messenger RNA of Diaporthe amygdali, 1575 nucleotides long. RefSeq names its product fad binding domain-containing protein. The record is from RefSeq and is a predicted model, not a curated record. Bases 1 to 1575 code for a protein of 524 amino acids. NCBI's taxonomy places the organism in Eukaryota, Fungi, Ascomycota, Sordariomycetes, Diaporthales, Diaporthaceae. Gene Ontology annotation, molecular function: FAD binding. The transcript is spliced from 4 exons.